Esox lucius (northern pike) is the source of this 2587-nucleotide messenger RNA. RefSeq names its product CTD nuclear envelope phosphatase 1A. Gene Ontology annotation, molecular function: protein serine/threonine phosphatase activity. The record is from RefSeq and is a predicted model, not a curated record. Bases 710 to 1447 code for a protein of 245 amino acids. Lineage: Eukaryota; Metazoa; Chordata; Actinopteri; Esociformes; Esocidae. The transcript is spliced from 8 exons.
CCACAGUUAUUUUCGAAUGGGGGUGAGAAGACUUCUCGCGCGGAAGUGACGGGUAGGCGGCGAUGGCGGCUCGCAGUUCGAUUCCGGAUUUGCUGUAAACUGCAAGCAGUUUUUAGGCUGACUGUUUGACUUUUGCUUGUUUCAAGACAUUAUUUUUGUAAAUUUAACACGGACUACAUACGCGUAUUAAUUACCGCUUUCAAAUUUCAUAGACAGAAAGUUUUUAGAUAUUUUUCUCCAAGGGUUCAAGGUGGUCAACCUACCGAGCUAGCAGCUAGCUGAUAACCAGCUAACAUACGCUACAGUACAGUAGCUUGGAGAGACGGGUGUGUGGCACACUGUGUACAGACUGUUCAGCUAACUAGUUAUCUAGUUGGUAGCCCGCUGACCAGUUCGAUAAUUGUCUUGGUGCAAUUGUUUACGUAGGUUUUCGGUCGUGUUUUUAUAACGUUAUUCUACUACACAAUGGCAAUGCAUUCCAAUCGAUGAGAGUUGUGCAGCAAGCGUGCAGAGGCACUCACACGUUUGCUCGGUCUUACGUUAGUCUUGUAGAUUUGGACGCGAUUGGUUCGUUUUGGAGAGGUUAUAUCGGUUGGACUCUUUGGACCCGAAGCCGAACCAGAUUGGUCAACUUAGCUGAGACUGAGAGGAUUAACUUUUAGUCCGUUCAACGUCCUGUUCCUGUGUGGGUCCUUGUGUGGUCGCCGAUAUGCUGAAGACCAGACAGUGUCUACUUGGCAUCCGCACUUUCCUGGGUGUAACGUCCAGAAUAUGGGGCUUCGUUUUAUACAUUCUCAGGAAGCAUCUACGCACCGUUAUCCAGUACCAGACAGUGCGGUAUGACACUCUUCCCCUGUCCCCCAUCUCCAGAAACAGAUUGAAUGCCGUGAAGAGGAAGAUUCUGGUGCUAGAUCUAGAUGAGACGCUCAUCCACUCUCACCACGACGGGGUCCUCAGGCCCACUGUGAGACCAGGCACGCCCCCAGACUUCAUCCUCAAGGUAGUAAUUGACAAGCACCCUGUCAGGUUUUUUGUACAUAAAAGGCCACACGUCGACUUCUUUUUAGAAGUGGUCAGCCAGUGGUAUGAGCUGGUGGUGUUCACGGCCAGUAUGGAGAUCUACGGAUCGGCGGUGGCAGACAAGCUGGACAACAACAGGAACAUCCUGAAACGCAGAUACUACAGACAGCAUUGUACGUUGGAUCUAGGUAGUUAUAUUAAAGACCUGUCUGUCGUACACGAUGACCUGUCUAGUAUUGUCAUCUUGGACAACUCGCCUGGAGCUUACAGGAGCCAUCCAGACAACGCAAUACCUAUUAAGUCUUGGUUCAGUGACCCCAGUGACACAGCACUCCUUAAUCUGCUGCCUAUGCUAGAUGCCCUUAGGUUCACCGCUGACGUCCGGUCCGUCCUAAGUCGGAACCUCCACCAGCACCGGCUCUGGUGAUUGGCUGAUUUUGCGGAAAGGGUUUUUCGCUGAUUGGCCCAGUUUUUAAAGCCCAUUUCCCAUUGCUCCACUGUUUCCAGCGCAGUGGACCUUUAACCUCUCCACUCAACCCCCUAUCCGAAGGGAACAGGGAAGGGUCCCAGCAGAAACAUGCGGAAGAACUAAAAGAGAGCGAUAUCUGAAGAACCAGGAAACAACUGGGGGGGAGGGGGGAGGGGGGCUAGAUUUUCAUUUUUCUUUAGUUGUAUGAUUUUUAUAUUUUUCAAGACAUAGUGGAGUAUCUCUGCCUUAAAGUUCCGGAUACUGACUCUGCGUACAUACGCGUUGGGCUGCGUUCGUGUACAUGAGUUGGGAAAAUGCUCGCGUUCGUUCGUCUUGGUUAACUUCUGAUGUCACAUCAACGAAAGGGGCGAGGAGCGAAGCGUCCUGUGUUCCUUACACUGGACUCUGCAACCAGAUCACCACCGGCAUCUCAAGUCAGUACUGGACUUCACAUAAGGAGGCCCAGAGCAACUGGACAGGAGAAAACUGACUGAUAACAUUUGAAUGUGAUUUGAGGGGUGUUCUUGGCUCCGUAGAUCUACCAGGGUGAUUUGCUUACAAGUGGGCACCAACGCUUGAGUUACGACGGGCCAAUUCAUGCAAUUAAGAUUUGUUACAGCAGAAAUGUCUGAAUGAAUUAUAAAGCAGUCUGAUUUAAAUUUUUCAGUUAGAAGUAAUAAUCUCGCAAACGAUUUCCUCCGAACCCUCUGUAGGAUAAGAGAGUGGCAUGAAUGAACUGAAUAUUUGGAAAGAAAAGAUGUGUAGAUGGUGGAACCAAUCACUUUGAACAUCAGUUUCUAAUCCUUCAUAACUAUGACGUAUCUGGAUAUCGACAUUAUAGAAAAUCAUAUUCCUGAUGCAUCAUUUCAGUGUAUGAGAUUUGCACUUAAUUUCUGGGAUUUCCCUUUUUUUUGCUGCUGUUUCAUAUUUGAAGCAGAACACGCAACCAUCUACGCCCCUGGUUGUUUUGGAAUCAUUGUCCGCCCCUGUCUUUUUAAUGCCAUUUGAACAAUUUCAGUCCUGUCAAGGCUCCAGUCAUGACAGCUUCUUUUUGGCUCAGUCCCCAUGUCUGUGUUACUAAUAAAACACUUGUCAGUA